AUGAGCAACCUGAAUGGAGCGAUGAGAAAAGCUCACUUUCGAGACAUUGAUGCUUGGGACGCUCUUAGGAAGCGUGAUCUUGAGUACGCCAUCAACCUCCUUGUCUCAGGCGAAUGGACUAUCAACGGCGUCAUAAAAGACGGUUGGGGCUCUUUGGACGCGAGAGUUGGUGGUGAAAGAUGUCACGAGACCGCCCUCCUGGCCUUGAUCCUUCGCCGCAUUGUCAUCACGUACCUAAGAGACAGCAAACUCCUGGAGACGUUUAAGGCACUCGUUACCGGGUAUCGCGCCGAGCACGCCCAAGACAAACGUUGGACCAAAGUUUUCAAGGUCCAAGAUAUUUAUGUUGAUGACUCUGACCGUUACAAACACAUCAUUAAAUCGAUAAUCAACUUCAUAGGUCCCGACUGGACAACGUUUAUUGGCUCUGCGCGGACACUUGCAUCAUUCAGUGUACUCAGCACUAUGGAGUGCGGUUUGAGUGUUUAUUACCGUCGUUUGGGAGAUGUCCUUGUCGCCACAAGCAAGGAACAACGUGCUGCUGGGAUGGGAGAAUAUUAUGAUGCCGAGUAUCCACUGCGUACAACAUUUACCCAUAUUUCUUUCAAGCUUAUUGAGAAGCUCUCUGCUGAAGUUUUGACAAAUGGGGUCCCAGAAAGCCCUUUUGGUGCACAGCCUCGGGCCUGGGAGACCCUUCCAGAACAAGCACGAGAGAUGUUCCACUUCUCAAAAGCCAACAAAAAAAACCCACGCCAUAAUGGCUGCUCUAUUAUCGUGGGAUCGUUCUCCGCCUCUAUGCAAAUCUUGAUUAGGCUCUGUUGGCAAUACAAGAUUCCGAUCACACUCUGCAUGCCCCGGUUACGAUAUGAGAAUGCUCCUGAUGGUGCAACGAGCAUGGCGACAUACAAGCUUACUUCGGCACCUGUUCGGACUUAUAUUUCUACCAAUGAGUCCGGCGGAAGCUUUAAAAUGGUGGACACUUCACGAGAGGGCAUUGAAGACGAGCCAUGCUGGAAGCUGGGUGGCUACAGCAUGUACCACCAAUCACAGCCUGGAACGCUUCUCUCCUCGGGUAAUGAUGGCGAAUAUAUCGAGGCGCUGGAUCAAUGUGACGUGGGUCAUUUGCUGUCUCUAUUUGGUUUUAUCUAUCGUGAAUAUCCACUGGAAACCGAAAACGGAGGCGUUGACCUUGUGGCGUUACGAAGCUCAAUAUGUGGAAGAACCGCGCAGUCUGCUGAGUUAAGUUUAGAGGGCAUCCACUCUGGUUGGGGCUUGAACUCAAUCAAUCAGGCGAACAACUUGGGCCUCCUCUCGCUCUCCAUUGCUUCCGAUAAGAUUGCUAGUCAGUGCAAUCUGAAGGAUACGGUUCUUGCACAUCAACGCAACAGCGCGGUGAGAUCGUCUUAUCGAAUGCAAUGCAAGCCGAUACCCUUCACUUUUGAUCACAUUGACAUUUCUACUCCAAGGCAUGAACAAGCCAAGUGGGCUGGUAUUCUUCGCAAACACCUAUCAACGACGGAGCCCAUGUAUGCAAAUCUUUUCGUGAUAGGCAAUACGUUUUAUGGUAUGAAGGACGAGGCAGAAGCCGAUAGACUCAUGCAGGUCAACAACGACCGUGAAAAGAUUGAAUCCUUACUUCAGCGACAUCCUGAACAUGAUGUUUUCUUAACAACGAAUCAUAAGGCCAAACUAACGAGGAGUAAGGGGGAAACUAGGAAGAAAAAGGAUUCGUCUAGGAUUGCAGGAAAUGAAGUUUCUAAGCAUGUUCCAAAGUUCAUUGCACAAUGA
Messenger RNA from Fusarium odoratissimum NRRL 54006, 1788 nucleotides. RefSeq lists its product as uncharacterized. The coding region runs from base 1 to 1788 and encodes 595 amino acids. The record is from RefSeq and is a predicted model, not a curated record. The transcript has a single exon. Lineage: Eukaryota; Fungi; Ascomycota; Sordariomycetes; Hypocreales; Nectriaceae.